Trichoderma reesei QM6a is the source of this 369-nucleotide messenger RNA. RefSeq lists its product as uncharacterized. The coding region runs from base 1 to 369 and encodes 122 amino acids. The record is from RefSeq and is a predicted model, not a curated record. Lineage: Eukaryota; Fungi; Ascomycota; Sordariomycetes; Hypocreales; Hypocreaceae. The transcript has 3 exons.
AUGGUGCAGCAGCGCCGUGAUCGUGGCCAGCGCAUCCUCGCCGUCGACUUUACCAGCUUCCCCACCAGUCUGCUGCGUGACUGUAUCCAUCCUACCAACGAAGGGUACAAGAAGUUUGGCGACUACUGGUACGAUUUCAUCACUCAGAUACCCAGAGAAUGGAUCAACAGGCCGGCGGGAGAGCCCUCAUUGCCAAUUGUCAAAGACCCCGUCUCAAACUCCGGGCCCGGCAUGCGCAUUCACACGUAUUUGUUGGCUGCUGUAAGCCGAGCCGUGGCUAAACGUCUACCAUCACCUCGCGCAGGUCGUUCUUCUCCGACUCUCACGCCCCCAGAAAUCAAACACAGCCGCCGUGCCGUCCCUAGAUAA